This is a messenger RNA of Fusarium verticillioides 7600, 3176 nucleotides long. RefSeq lists its product as hypothetical. Gene Ontology annotation, molecular function: transmembrane transporter activity. Bases 162 to 1910 code for a protein of 582 amino acids. The record is from RefSeq and is a predicted model, not a curated record. Lineage: Eukaryota; Fungi; Ascomycota; Sordariomycetes; Hypocreales; Nectriaceae. The transcript is spliced from 2 exons. Gene Ontology annotation, biological process: transmembrane transport.
UAACGUAUGACGCACUCGAAGCCCAAAUGCCGUCGAAAUGUGGGAAUUCGUUAGACUAUUCGGCCCGCUAACGUUAUCUCCGUGACAAAUCUUGCCAGAAUGUAAUUUUUAAAUGCAAAGCUGCCUCCCCAACAUUGCACUUUUUGUUUGGACAGAGCAAGAUGCAGUCGCUUCUGCAGUAUCGAAGGGCUGGUGCUGCGGCCCAAGCGCAGAUUGAUCGCGAUAUCGGCAAGGCGAGACAGCAUGCGGCACCGAUUGCUGGACACGAUGUUGAAGCUGGUCGAAAGUCGUUGAAUGAAAAGGAUGAGCCGAAUGCUGGACGGUUACCGCCGAUUACGGAGGCAGAUACUUAUGCUUCGAGCGAUGAGAUACCCGAGCAGUCGCUGCAGCAUACUGUGACGGCUCAAACCAUUAGACAAUGCAUGUCCGGGGGGAUAGCUCUGGGCCAGGUACUCACAGGAAUUGAGGUCCAGGAUCACAAGAACGACAAAGGCCACGAGGGGAAAGUUUUCGUGGUUAACUGGGAAGGCCCUGACGAUCCCCUUGAUCCUCACAACUGGUCUAUCGGAAGACGGAUUGGCGUGACUCUGCAGAUCUCCAUCAUUGCUCUUUUUGUCGGAGCAGCAUCCGGUAUUGACGCGACUGUUCUUCCGCAAGCUGCAGAGUCACUGGGAGUCAGCGAAGUUGCUGAAUCGCUCGCGACAGGCCUUUAUUUGGUUGGAAUGGGUCUCGGUUCACUUAUAGCAGGACCAUUCUCCGAGACCUUUGGCAGAAACGCCGUCUACAGCUUCUCCAUGGCAAUCUUCAUGAUCUGGAUAAUGGCCUCGGCACUUGCGCCCAACUUUGGCGCCCAGAUCACCUUCCGCUUCCUGGCUGGCUGCUCAGCCUCAACACCACUCGUUUGUUCCGGAGGUUCCAUAGCGGAUAUGUACAACAGUCUCGAAAAAACCUGGACCUUUCCUCUGUAUGCCGUCGCUGGCUUUGGCGGUCCAAUGUUGGGUGCUGUCAUGGGCGCUUACAUCGGACCAUCGAGCGCUGUGAGCUGGCGAUGGACUGAAUGGACCAUGCUCAUCGCAUCUGGACUUGUUCUUGUGCUCGUCUUGCUCUUUAUGCCCGAGACUUACGGUCCGCUUCUCUUGCAGUGGAAAGCUGUUCAUUAUCGAAGGAUCACGGGAGAUGAACGGUUCCGAUGCCAGCAUGAGAUUGCUGAUGCUAGUCUCUUCAGCAGACUGAAGGUCAGCAUGACAAGGCCCUUCCUGAUGCUGACGGAACCCAUCAUUAUCGCUAUGACAAUAUACAUCAGUGUUUUGUACAUCGUACUAUUCACUUUCCUUGUUGGUUGGCCAUAUAUCUUCGAGAAGACAUAUGGUCUCGAUCAGGGACUCGCCAACAUCGUCUUCAUCGCCAUGUUUCUUGGAACGCAGAUCAACUUCGCUUUCGUCCCUAUCGUCUAUCGCAAAACGCUCCGAGCAACCCAGAACCAGGGAGACGGCCAUUUCAAACCCGAGAUACGUCUCUGGUACGCCAUGCUCGGUGCAGCUGCCGCGAUCCCCAUUUCACUCUUUUGGCUCGGCUGGACAAAUUACUCUAGCAUCAGUAUCUGGUCCGCCAUCUUUGCUGUUGUUCUGUUCGGAUACGGAGUCACGGGCAUCUUUAUCUGCGUUUACAUGUACAUCAUCGAUUCUUACGAGAUAUACUCGGCGUCAGCGCUGACAUUCGUGUCUUUGACGCGUUAUAUGAUCGCUGGAGGAAUGACGGUAGUGGGCAUUCCGUUUUACGAAAACAUGGGCACCCAUUAUACGUUGACCAUCAUGGCAUGUUUCGCGGUGGUGUUGGCAGCGAUUCCUCACGUGCUGUACUUCUACGGACACAAAAUAAGGGCGAAGAGCAAAUACGCAUUUACGCACUAGAUAGAUAAACAAAAUCGAGGCUUCCAGAUAGAUCAGUAUUCACAGUUAGAACACCUCAGCCUAUUCCUCGGCCAAUUUCUGCAACAUGUCGUGCAGCUUCUCAGCCACGAACCCCGGAUUAUCAAGUUGAAUAAAAUGGCCCGCAUUCGGCACCUGAAUAGGUCCCUCACUUCUCUCGGAGCUCGUCAACUUCGCCAGGCCCUCAUUGUAAUGAUGCCAGUAAGCAUUCAUGUAAGCCUGUACCGCCUCCCCAGGAAUGUUGAAGUCUGUUCCUGUACGCUCUGCAAAGUAGUUGAAGUCAUGGCCCAGAACAGUGAUGUAAGGGUCUCUGCCAUUGACUUUGGGUAGAGCUGGGGAGUCUGAGUGACCAAGAAGUCGAGUAAGAUUCUUUCGGCUGAGACCUUCUCUAGAGCCAACACUUGGAUGAAAGCGCUUUGCGGUCUCCUCUCGGGCAACACGAAGAUUGUCUGCUGUGACGCCAGGCGGAAGAGUGGUGGGGUCGAAGUCCUCGGCGCCUGGGUCAGGGAAGACGGAGACAAAGUCCGUGUCUGUCAAGACGCUGUCGAGAAGGAUAGCUCCCGCUACGGUGCCUGGAUAUUCAGCGGCGUAGAGACGAGUCAGAGCACAUCCAAUGGAGUUUGCAACCAGUAAAAGCUUGGCGGCAUCUGGAUCAUCGAUGCCCAGCCUCUCUUUCAAGAUCUGUGUGAUGAGCUGUCGAAUAUCUCGAACUACGGCCAUACAGUCAUGAGCGUGAGUUGGAUCAGCAGCUCCCUCAUCGUUGGGAUCACGAUCAGUAGUCUGACCCUGUCCGAAGCGAUCAAAGCUCAACAAUGCCGGAAGGCCCUGAGGAGACAGUUCCUUGAGUUUGUUGAUCGUUGCGAUCCAGCCCGCCUGCGGUGCCCCGAGGCCAUUGACGAAGACAAUAAGGCUUGGGUUGGUAGGCCUCGUCGCGAUUGAAGCAGUGAAGCUGUAGGAGAGCUGCGCACUUGGCUUGGUUUCCAAGCGGAUGAAUUCAAACUUUGGAGUAGCCUGGUCUGUCAUGAUGAUAUUGGUGUUUGAGGCAAGAGGAGAAGGAGAAGGAGAAGAAGAACGAGAAGGAGUCGUAAGCUCGAAGUCAGUGUGUUGUAUUUAUUCCUCACCGUCAGCAUUGCUGACGUCAUCUGUGUGAUACUGAUGAGAUGCAGGAUUUUGAGAAGUAUCCGUGAGAUCAAACUUAGCCUGAAGUUGUAUUUCCACCCUCAAGUGUAUGGUCGUGAAAAUAUAUUG